AUGAACGUCUUGACAAUCAGUCUGACUGUUUGCCUGAUCCUGUGCGCUGCAGCCGCUGAGGGCGGCAUCAUUGCCGGCCAUCCAGAUGAGCUCAUCUCUAGCCCGGCUCAGUACGAGUUUCAUUAUUCCGUGCACGACAGCCAUACGGGCGAUGUGAAGGAUCAGUUCGAGCAUCGACGUGGAGAAUACGUUACGGGUCGUUACUCGCUGAUCGAACCCGAUGGACACCGUCGCAUCGUCGACUACAGCUCGGAUCCAUUGCUGGGCUUCAAUGCCCAAGUGCGUCGCGAACCCAUCUCCAUUAUCACACGUCAUUAG
Molecule: messenger RNA, 318 nt
Organism: Drosophila novamexicana
Lineage: Eukaryota; Metazoa; Arthropoda; Insecta; Diptera; Drosophilidae
Product: pupal cuticle protein Edg-84A
Exons: 2
Coding region: 1-318 (105 amino acids)
Cellular component (GO): extracellular matrix
Source: RefSeq, a predicted model, not a curated record